AUGAGUCCCAUGCCAGCUCAAGUGCUGGCUGCAGGACCAAGGAGGGUUCAGAACUAUCCUUACGCGACAGGUCCUCAGCCGUACGUGGCACCGGUCUCACGCGUUUCGCGAGAGAUUUAUCACAAUCGUGAUAAUUCAAUGAGAAGGGGCCCGCGAAUGAUUACUAGCCUUCUACACCCAAAUUCCCGCAGAAACCACGUGCCGGAGUCGAGCCAUUGUCGCUCGGGUAGCUCUCUUAGCCGUGAAUGGAUGCAGGAUCCUCCUCUGAGGGAUUUAGAAGAGCCCCCUCAAAACGUCUCUACUCUCAUGGCAGAUGCCCCGCUAUUUUACCCCGGCCAGAUCCAACACGGUCUCUAUCCCCUUCCCGCACCCUCCGCUUACGGCAGCCAAGGCCAAUGUGGACCUCCCCUGAUGGCAGGGGCUUCGUCAGUUUAUGGAGCUCAACCCCAGUAUGGACCUUCCGUCCUGUCAGGCGCUCUCCCAGCUUACGACGCCCAGUCCUAUGAUGAUUCUCCCCAGGAGAAUCGAGUUAGUCAACCAGAAACCCCAAGAAAGUUUGAUGGUGGCUAUGACUAUGACGAAUGGGAUAAAUAUAGUGAACGCUCUGCUGACUAUUCAGGUGACUAUUCGGGUCGCUAUUCUGGUGAUUAUUCGGAUCAUCAUUCGGAUAGCUACACAGACGAUUCUGUGUAUUACUGCCCGGCCAAUGUUCGGGCAAGGGGAUCAGGCAGCCGAAAUGAACACCGACGCCGUCGUAACAAUAUUUUGUUCACGAUGCCUGGAAUGCCUACCGGAUGUAGUGCUCUUUUGGUAGUCGGCGCCAUCCCAGACACUCCCUUUUGGGAAUACCCAGGAACUGUGGGCGUCAUACGAGCACUGGCCCCUGACGUAGAAACCUCGCGAUCGGAUUUCCAUCAAGGAGAGAGCCAAGCGGAGAGCCUUCGCCGGGCACAAGUGACUGCUAAUGAUAUCCAUAUUGGAGAUCGGAACGCAGAACGCGCUCAACAGAUGGAGGCCAGGGAAGCACCCAAGAGUGUUCCCGUGACAUGGUAG
Penicillium angulare is the source of this 1053-nucleotide messenger RNA. RefSeq lists its product as uncharacterized. The record is from RefSeq and is a predicted model, not a curated record. The transcript has a single exon. Bases 1 to 1053 code for a protein of 350 amino acids. Lineage: Eukaryota; Fungi; Ascomycota; Eurotiomycetes; Eurotiales; Aspergillaceae.